UUUCCACAGAGAACUUUAUUCGAUACAACAGCUGACCGAGGCAAAUUAAUUCGAAUGGAAGUGGUUAAUAUACAGCAGAAUCAUCACCUGGGAGUACUUUAUCUCUAGUCUAGACUAUUUCUUUAAAUUAAUUUAGUUAGGUAAUCUAUUCGUGUUUAACUUUGUUAAAAUGCUGUAUUAUUUACAUUUCUUACGAAGUUAGGAUAGCGGUGAGCAAAGUUUGUGUUGGUAAACUGUUGGCAAGCUACAAAUAGCUUACUGACUAAAUGUACUAGCCACCGUAACUUCAUUAUUACAAACCGACUAACGCUGUCUGUAGCCUAUUCGAUUCGUAGGAGAGUUUACAAAAACCGUGGUAAAGUGGGGUAGGCUAUUUCAUACGUACGGGAUUUCAGUCGUGUGUAAAGGACUUGGUGGACCCAACCCUUCGUUUUGCACCUAAGCCCGUUAACUUCGAUAUUUAUUGACCGGCAUUCGAUUUGUUUUAAUCGCAAGGACGCACGAUACAAGUAAUUGAAGUUCACAUCGUACCUUCCUCAUAUAAAUCAUGAGAUAAUAUCCAAACGGAUUGUAGCUAGGUGUCGGUGUCAUUAGGCUACACUGUAGCUGAGGUUUUUCUUUCUGCGCUCAGGGUUACUUCCUGGUGUGACAGAGAGAGGCAGUGCUGAGUUAGAGAGACAGAAAUACAGAUAGAAAUUUAGAUAGAAAAAUACUGAGUGGAGAGAAGGAGUGAGUGAGGAGCAGUUGGCUGGUUUCCAGAAGCAGCCCCGCUCCACUCUUUUUGUGUAUUUAUAAAAAUUAUUUUAACGGUUUAUUUUUAUUUAUAAUACAUGUAUUUAUUUGGAUUAUCUGAAUCUCCGAGGUCCGGCUGCGAGAGAGGUUAAAUCGAAAUUGUAUAGGCAACAUUUUUUUUCGGAGCGACGGAGAAGCGUCGCGCGGAUUUUUCGCACCGAUCGUUCCUUUUUAAUAACAAUACGAUCACUGAUUUUUUAAGCUAUUAUUUCAGACCUUCAGUUUUAGAAAAGAGGUUAACGGAAGAUGGGUUGUUUAGGCAACAGCAAGACCGAAGACCAACGCAUCGACGAAAAAGCACAACGAGAGGCGAAUAAAAAAAUAGAGAAACAGUUGCAAAAGGAGAGACAAGCGUACAAAGCCACACAUCGACUGCUUUUACUGGGGGCCGGAGAGUCCGGAAAAAGCACUAUUGUGAAGCAGAUGAGGAUCCUGCACGUCAAUGGUUUUAAUGCAGAGGAAAAGAAACAAAAGGUCCUGGAUAUUCGGAAAAAUGUGAAGGAUGCCAUAGUGACUAUAGUUUCGGCGAUGAGCACUUUAAUACCGCCAGUUCCACUAGGCAACCCCGGAGACCAGUUCAGAGUCGACUACAUCAAGAGUAUAGCCCCUCUCUCUGACUUUGACUAUACGGAGGAGUUCUUCGAACACACAAAGAAGCUUUGGGACGAUGAAGGGGUGAAGGCGUGCUACGAGAGGGCCAACGAAUACCAGCUCAUCGACUGCGCGCAGUACUUUCUGGAAAGAAUCGACUCAGUAGGAAAUGUUGACUACACACCAACAGAUCAGGACUUGCUGCGAUGCCGAGUCUUGACUUCAGGGAUUUUCGAAACGCGAUUUCAAGUCGACAAAGUCAACUUUCACAUGUUUGAUGUGGGAGGUCAGCGAGACGAGAGAAGGAAGUGGAUUCAGUGCUUUAAUGACGUUACGGCCAUCAUAUUUGUGGCAGCGUGCAGCAGCUACAAUAUGGUCAUCAGGGAGGACAACAACACCAACAGGCUACGGGAGUCUCUGGACCUGUUCCGCAGCAUCUGGAAUAACAGGUGGUUACGGACCAUUUCGGUCAUCCUCUUCUUGAACAAGCAGGACAUGCUGGCUGAGAAGGUAUUAGCGGGGAAGUCCAAAAUCGAAGACUACUUUCCUGAGUACGCUCGCUACACCGUACCAGCUGAAGCAACCCCUGAUCCUGGAGAGGACCCAAAAGUCACCAGGGCCAAGUUUUUCAUCCGAGAUGAGUUUCUAAGGAUCAGCACGGCGAGCGGCGACGGCAGGCACUACUGUUACCCCCACUUCACCUGCGCGGUGGACACGGAGAACAUCCGCCGCGUCUUCAACGACUGCCGCGACAUCAUCCAGAGAAUGCACCUGCGCCAGUACGAACUCUUGUAACGGCGGGAGAGCACCCGCGCGCUUUAAACCUGAGCCCCUCUCCCGAAACCAACGUCCGCUGACGGGGACACAGUACUACUGAAGUGUGUCAAACCCCCUCCCUUUCUUUCAUUUUGUUGCGGCCUUUUUUUUUUUUUUUUCCCUUCUUCUCUUUUUUGUUUUUUUUAAUUGAAGCCAUUCUCGGUCCCCGUUCCGCUGAGAUAGAGUGGGGGUGGGGAAGCCAUUCGCUUCUGCCUCUGCCACGCCUUUGUUAUGUGUCAUUCCACUAAGCCUUUGGCUACCUCCGUUUUUUUCUUUUUGUCAUAGUUUCUUUCGUGACGUCCUGGGACUUGGGACGAGAAGCUUUUUUUUUUUCGCUUUUUUGUGUGUUCUUUUUUUGGGCCGGCAGUUGGGUGCGUUUGAGGAGCACCCGUGGGACUCCUCCCCUUUGAGAGGGAGCCUACCAGCUGGCACACCCAGUGACCUGCAGCGACCCUGUGUGGGCUUGGCAUCCUUAAUCGACACUGAAGAGUACUUGAUGGGGGCGGGGGGUGGGGGAGGGGAGGGGGGAGAGAGAAAAAAAAAGAUUGAAUGCACUUUGCAUCAGGUUAUUUAAAUACUGUUGCAGAAGUAUACACACCAUGUAGCACCACAAUAUUUAAUACUGUCACGGUUUUUAGCGCUCCGAGUUGCAGGUCGACUGUGAAGUUACCGACCUCCUCUUUCAAGCCGACUCGAGGCACAGAUAGGAAGUUGGGGGAGGGGGGGGACGGGGGGGGAGACAGGAGGUAACUGGGACUGAAUUGCUGUACCUCGGGCCUUAGAACAGUCGCUGCUUUCUGCCUAUUGUGUCUAGGAAAGAAAAACUACCACACUCACUUUGACCUGUCCACAGAUGAUCCUUUUAGCUUAGAUCUUCUUGGACAACAGUCCUAUAUAUAAAUAUAAAUAUAUAUAUAUAUUAUAUUUUUUUUUUGUUUUGUUUUAUCUUGUACAGACUGUGCAAGGUUGAUUUAUCUUGUACAGACUGUAAAAUGUAAUAUUAUUUUGUACAACUUUAUUGAAGAAAAAAAAAUCUACUUGUAGAA
This is a messenger RNA of Conger conger (European conger), 3245 nucleotides long. Its product is annotated as guanine nucleotide-binding protein G(olf) subunit alpha. Gene Ontology annotation, cellular component: heterotrimeric G-protein complex. The transcript is spliced from 12 exons. Gene Ontology annotation, biological process: adenylate cyclase-modulating G protein-coupled receptor signaling pathway. Bases 1039 to 2178 code for a protein of 379 amino acids. The record is from RefSeq and is a predicted model, not a curated record. NCBI's taxonomy places the organism in Eukaryota, Metazoa, Chordata, Actinopteri, Anguilliformes, Congridae. Gene Ontology annotation, molecular function: G-protein beta/gamma-subunit complex binding; GTP binding; GTPase activity.